Pelobates fuscus (common spadefoot toad) is the source of this 2507-nucleotide messenger RNA. RefSeq names its product WASP family member 1 (gene WASF1). Gene Ontology annotation, biological process: positive regulation of Arp2/3 complex-mediated actin nucleation; actin cytoskeleton organization. NCBI's taxonomy places the organism in Eukaryota, Metazoa, Chordata, Amphibia, Anura, Pelobatidae. The transcript is spliced from 9 exons. Gene Ontology annotation, cellular component: cytoskeleton; SCAR complex; lamellipodium. Gene Ontology annotation, molecular function: protein kinase A regulatory subunit binding; actin binding; Arp2/3 complex binding. The record is from RefSeq and is a predicted model, not a curated record. The coding region runs from base 504 to 2183 and encodes 559 amino acids.
CAGAUAGAACGUACCGGAGUGAGCUGCAGAUUGAUGGGCUGUACCACCCUGCGGGGGGGAGGUACUGCUAUCUCACACCCUCCUCGCCCUAUAGUGUGUCAAUCUCACCAGCAGGGCAAUGUUCGCAGAGCGCUCCUAACCUCCUGCCCCGCUGGUAUCGCAUGUUAUCACAGGAGGUGGUGUGGGAGAAACGGGAUACGGACCGGAUUCACAGCGACCCUCCUCCCCCUUCCUCCCAUUGUUGACCUGCUCCCGCCCCUCUCUCCCAUCACAAGCUCCUGCUGCAGGGCAGGCUGGCUGCUGAGUGCACGGGCUGGCUUUCCCUGUGUGCCAUACAGCCUGGCUUAUCGGACGAUGCCUGACUCCGGGGCCAAGGAUCUGAGACUCCAUUAACCAGCGGCAGCCAUAGGCUCAGCUUGGGACCAUUGAGGAUUUAUAAGGGAGCGGAGGAUGUUCUGAGGAGGCUCCAUUCAUCGUUUUUUGGAAAUACUUUACAAUAAAAGAUGCCGCUGGUGAAAAGAAACAUCGAACCCAGGCACUUGUGCCACACUGUCCUCCCCAGGGGUAUCAAGAAUGAACUGGAAUGUGUUACCAACAUCUCACUCGCAAAUAUAAUUAGACAGCUUAGCAGCUUGAGUAAAUAUGCAGAAGAUGUAUUUGGGGAACUCUUUAAUGAGGCACACAGUUUUUCCUUCAGAGUGAAUUCCUUGCAAGAGCGUGUGGAUCGGUUAUCUGUUAGUGUAACCCAGCUUGAUCCAAAAGAAGAAGAGCUUUCAUUACAAGAUAUCACAAUGAGGAAAGCCUUUCGAAGUUCAACCAUUCAGGAUCAACAGCUGUUUGACCGCAGAACUUUGCCAAUUCCGCUCCAUGAAACAUAUGACUUAUGUGAACAUCCUCCUCCUCUAAAUAUACUAACUCCCUACAGAGACGACGGUAAAGAAGGCUUGAAAUUUUACACUAAUCCAUCCUACUUCUUUGACUUAUGGAAAGAGAAGAUGCUACAGGACACAGAGGACAAGAGGAAAGAAAAGCGGAAACAGAAACAGAAGAAUAUUGAUCGACCACAUGAACCAGAAAAGGUGCCUCGAGCUCCGCAUGACAGACGUCGUGAGUGGCAGAAGUUGGCUCAGGGUCUGGAGCUGGCUGAAGAUGAUGUAGAAUUUAUACAUAAACAAAUUGAAAUUGCUAAUGGUCCACAUUUCGAAACAAGGCCCCAAGCUUAUGGAGAAACAAUUGAUGGACCCUUCUCACUGGCUGCAUUGCCCUACAGUCAAAUGAAUGAUCUACUAAACAGAGUUGAAGAUCGAGUGUUGGUGAGACCACACGAACCACCUCCUCCUCCACCAGUGCAUGCACCAGGAGAUGGAAAGGCCAUGCCUCCUAUGAUUAGUGCCACAUCAGGGUUGAAUGACAACAGGCCACAGUCUCCUGCCAUGGGAAGAACGCAAGUGUUUGUUAGUCCCUCACCUCCUCCACCUCCACCCCCUCUACCUCCUCCUCCCCCUCCUCUUCCAUCUGCUCUUUCGGCAUCUUCGCUGCGAUCAUCUAUAUCUUCGACUCCACCACCACCUAUUCCUCCUCCGCCUCCACCACCAACUGCUAACUUGCAGACUACAAUCAUGCCACCACCACCAACUCCACUCCAAAUAGCACCUGGUGUCCUUCACCCUGCUGCUCCUCCUAUUGCGCCUCCCCUCGCACAGCCUUCCCCUCCAGUAUCACGUGCUGUUGAAAAUGUGCCAGUACACCCACUUCCACAAAUGGAGGCACAAGGUCUUCCCCCACCACCACCACCUCCUCCUUUACCCCCACCAGGAAUGCGACCCUCUUCCCCUGUUGCAGUCCCACCCCUCUCUCAUCCUCCCACUGGUCUUCAUCCUCUUGCUUCUAUUGUUCCCGGUUCGCAUGCUCCUUUACUUCCUCCCUCCCCACCCUCUCAAGUUGUUCCUGACACCAAGAGACAUCCAUCAACGCUCCCAGUCAUUAGUGAUGCUAGAAGUGUUCUUCUGGAAGCUAUACGAAAAGGUAUUCAGCUCCGCAAGGUUGAAGAGCAACGCGAGCAAGAAGCUAAACACGAACGUAUCGAAAAUGAUGUGGCUACUAUUCUGUCUAGGCGCAUUGCUGUAGAAUACAGCGAUUCUGAAGAUGAUUCAGAGUUUGAUGAGGUCGAGUGGCUGGAGUAGAACCCAUUUUACAUAGUUACACACUACAAACUGGAAUGCUGAUGUAAAAUUGUGGUGCUUGUUUUUUGAACAUGUUUGGUCAUUUAUAGUGUUUUGUAUCUUUAUUAAACCUUUGAGUGGCAAAGUCAUGCUGUAUUCGCUUCUGACACCCAAAGAUUUAAUUUACACCACCGGAAUAAUUCAUGGUUUUUGUACUCUUAGUUUACAGUAAAACUAGAAAUCUUGACAUCAAUAUAAAGUGGCUUAUUACCAUUCUGUUUUGGGAAGACAGUAAUUUUUUCAAUAGACCACUAAGUAUUAAGAAUGGGCAGCUGUCAAGUUAUA